AAAUUUAGUCGUAUCCUAGUCAAGUAACUUCUGCGUUUAAUCAUCACAUCAGUUUGAAUAGUAGAAAUUAUGUUUAAUUUUCAGUACGCUAAGGCACUGUAAAGACAAGGAUCAAUAAUCAUGGUGUCCAAGAAAGCGUGUAAAGCAUUCCUGCUGAUGAUAAAUGUGUUACUAUUCAUUUGUGGAGCCAUUAUACUGGGAAUUGGAAUCUGGGCUAUAUCCCAACAAAUCUUCAUAUCAAAUAUUAUAGGGAGAUCUCUGAUCAACUCUGCAUCCUACAUCAUGUUGGUAGUAGGAGCGUGUAUUAUAGUGACAACAUUUAUUGGAUUUGGUGGCGCAGUGGUCAGCAACAAAUGCAUGGUUACCGCGUUUGUAGCAGUGAUUGGGUUGAUGUUUGUGCUCCAUUUUGGAGCCGCCAUUUCGGCUGCUGUCUUAAGGGAAAAUGUUGAAGACAACAUUAAAGAGGACAUGAAGUAUGGCAUCAUAACUCAGUACGGCGACAAUCUUCAUAGAGACGAUAGUAACAAGGAUAUAACAGAGUCCUGGGAUAUGUUGCAACAACGGUUGCGAUGCUGCGCUGUCAAUGAUGAGGGCUGGGGUCUGUACCAGGAGUCCAACUGGUUCUACGAGCAUUCUCAUAUUCAAAGUGCGCGUGUAUAA
Molecule: messenger RNA, 660 nt
Organism: Dreissena polymorpha
Lineage: Eukaryota; Metazoa; Mollusca; Bivalvia; Myida; Dreissenidae
Product: tetraspanin-9-like
Exons: 6
Coding region: 121-660 (179 amino acids)
Cellular component (GO): membrane
Source: RefSeq, a predicted model, not a curated record